This is a messenger RNA of Brassica napus (rape), 1823 nucleotides long. RefSeq names its product cyclin-U2-2-like. Bases 918 to 1613 code for a protein of 231 amino acids. The record is from RefSeq and is a predicted model, not a curated record. NCBI's taxonomy places the organism in Eukaryota, Viridiplantae, Streptophyta, Magnoliopsida, Brassicales, Brassicaceae. Gene Ontology annotation, biological process: regulation of cyclin-dependent protein serine/threonine kinase activity. Gene Ontology annotation, molecular function: protein kinase binding. The transcript is spliced from 2 exons.
CUAAGCUGACUUUCGAUUCACCUUCACCAAACUGUCGGCGGCGAUGCUAAUUUGGUUCAUAUAGUUUAUGGGAUUUGUUUAUUCGAAGUACUUUGAAUUUGGUUACUGAAUACAUUAUUAAAGAAAAUGCUUAGCUGUUAUAUCUGUACGUUAGCUUACAAAAGAGAGACACAUAAAUCUUCAAGAUUAUUUUAUUUUUAAUAAAUCAAAAGAGAAUUUGCUUGUUUAAGUAGCUUCUUUCCACCUUCCAGAAGACUCCAAAGAUCGAUGUCGUUUCUCUUUUCCAUAACAUUCCAUUUGAAAAAACUCUUGCAGAUGUAUAUAGGGAUACAUAUUUAAAUAUGUUUUUGGUCUGUUUUUAUUUCCGUGUUUCUGAGAUUUGUACUUGUUUGUUUGUGUAUUUUGUGAUAUUGCAUCUAUUUCAGAUGAAGUAAAAUCUGUACAAUUCAAUUCAUAGUAUAAAUUUUUGAUCGCCUAUAAUAUUUUUUUAUGAAUCCAUUACAUUCAUUUAUUUGUAUAUAACUAUCGAUAAAUCACAUUAAGAUAACCUAGACGCACAUAAUUAAUCCCACAAAUAAAAAAUUGUUUUCUCAUAAAUUUUUAGUUUAUACAUAAACUUGUUUUAUAUAUAUACAUAAGCAAACAAUUUACGAUUAAAAAGCUUGUCUUUGACCUACCGUGCAUUUACGAACUAAAUUUUAUUGUUAAUAGAGUAUAUAAAUAGUUUUGUUCAAAAAAGUAUAUAAUAUAAUAAUUAUUACUAGAAUACUAUUUAACACACACGAAGGUUAAGACAAGAAGAGGAAGGUACCUGAUUGACUACAUUCGAAGACCUAUAUAAACCUCAACACACAUAUCCCAUUUCACUUCAUCUUCGAUUACAUCACUACAAAACAUCAUCUUAACUCUACCUAUCAAUGGCUGUUUCUAAUUCUCUAAUUAUCUCUCCAAGAGAACUCCGGUCUGAUCUAUACUCUUACUCCUACCAAGACAACUCCAAGACACCUCUGGUUAUCUCUCUACUCUCGUCUCUGAUCGACAGAACUUUAACUCGGAACCAGAGGAUUAGUCGGAGAGCGUCGCCGGCGUGUUAUUCUUCAUGCGGCGGUGGCAAAACCCAUAUCUUUGAUUGCCGUGAAAUCCCCGACUUGACUAUACAAUCGUACCUUGAGAGGAUUUUCCGGUACACUAAAGCCGGUCCUUCGGUUUACGUGGUGGCUUAUGUCUACAUUGACCGGUUCUGUCAAAUCAAUCCCGGUUUUAAAAUCAGUCUCACCAAUGUACAUCGUCUCCUCAUCACCACCAUCAUGAUCGCUUCUAAAUACGUCGAGGAUUUGAAUUACAGAAAUUCAUAUUUCGCCAAAGUAGGUGGACUGGAGACAGAAGAUUUGAACAGAUUAGAGUUAGAGUUUCUGUUCUUGAUGGGAUUCAAGCUACAUGUUAAUGUGAGUGUGUUCGAGAGUUAUUGUUGUCAUCUUGAAAGAGAGGUUAGUUUUGGAGGAGGUUAUCGGAUUGAGAAGGCAUUACGUUGCGCGGAAGAAAUUAAAUCCGGACAAAUGAUCGUUCAAGAUCCUAACCAUCAUCAUCAUCAGUUUGCUCGAAUCUUGUUGUAGACAAAUAAAUUUUAUUUUUUGUCGCUUUGUACUUGUGAUGAUGAUGUUUUAGUGACAAACUUGUUGGUUAGAGUUUAAUAGUGUUUUCUAUGGUCUUUGUGCAAAUAUAAAUAUAGAUGUGUAGAGAUGAGCAAUGAUGUAAGUACGAGCAUUGUAUUAGAUUCAAUAUCAAUUGAGUUUGAGAAUAGUGUUUCAUUUUUUUUCAUCUAA